AUGGCUCGUCUGCUGCGCUCGCUGCAACGGGUUUUGGGCCUCGGUGCUUCAGGCGUACCAGCGGCUCCAGCUGCUGUCUCUCGCUCUCGAUCCAUUGAUACCGAUUUCACGAUCUUUCGAGAGGGGGACCGAGCUGUGCUUCAUACCAAGAACCCUUCUUUAACGAAGCCAUUAAAGCAUGGCGGAAAGACCAAUCUUCGUCGCGGCCAUCUCGAACACAGUCGCAUCAUUGGCAGCCGGGUGUGGGACGCUGUCCAAGCACAUAAAGGCCCCGACACUCGAUUGAGCCUGCCCACGCUCGACGAAUAUGUGACCCUUACUCCUCGCUAUGUGACACCAAUCUACCCGCACGAUGCCAACCUGAUUGUUUCCCUCCUUGAUAUACACGUCAAUCCACCGGUAUCCGGCGACAAACAGCCACCACUAGAGAUUCUCGAAUCUGGCACUGGACACGGGUCCUUGACGCUCCACUUGGCUCGAGCCUUGCACGCCGCCAACACAAUCCCACCGCCUCGACCAUCACAAUCCCAAAUCCAAUACGUAUCGAAUCGAAACCGAAAUCCCAAAGAGCAGGAAUCGCCGGAAAGGGAGCAUGAAGGGACUGCAGACGCUGAGGCCCAACGGGAAUGGGACGCAUGGCGAACAGAGCGAGGGGCCGUAAUCCACACCGUGGACGUCUCUUCGAAAUUCGCCAAACUAGCCGAGCAGAACGUCCAGGGCUUCCGCCGGGGUAUAUACGGAGGCACAGUUGACUUUUACGUCGGAGCCGUGGAAGAAUGGAUCAACGAGCAAGUCGCUCGGCGGGCUGCAAAGCGCCCGGUCGAGCCCUUCUUGACUUGCGCGAUUCUGGACAUGCCGUCUGCCCACGAGCGGAUCCCACUCGUAAAAGAUAUUAUCAAACGAGACGGGCGGCUGGUUGUCUUUGCGCCUAGCAUCACCCAGAUCGGGGACUGCGUAAGAACAAUCCAUGAGAUGGACCGCGCCUUUGUCAUGGAGAGAGUGGUCGAAUUGGGGACCGGUGUGAGCGGUGGCCGGAACUGGGAUGUUCGUCUGGCCGUGAAGAAGUCUGCCUCUGAUCCCUCGACUUGGAAUGCGACGGAAAGCGAGGAAACCCGGGAUGCGGACCCAGAGGAAGCCUCCGAAGCCGAGGACACGAACGAGAUUUCGAGUGCCAUGGAUGCUCCAAGUCGCGCCGUCGAUGAAAACGCCGUGAUGGUCUGCCGCCCUAAAGUUGGCUUGCGGACGCUUGGUGGAGGUUUUGUUGGCGUCUGGCGACGCAUUGAGGACUCCCGAUGA
This is a messenger RNA of Penicillium chermesinum, 1296 nucleotides long. Its product is annotated as tRNA (adenine-N(1)-)-methyltransferase. Lineage: Eukaryota; Fungi; Ascomycota; Eurotiomycetes; Eurotiales; Aspergillaceae. The transcript is spliced from 4 exons. Gene Ontology annotation, cellular component: tRNA (m1A) methyltransferase complex. Gene Ontology annotation, biological process: tRNA methylation. The record is from RefSeq and is a predicted model, not a curated record. The coding region runs from base 1 to 1296 and encodes 431 amino acids.